Molecule: messenger RNA, 567 nt
Organism: Strongyloides ratti
Lineage: Eukaryota; Metazoa; Nematoda; Chromadorea; Rhabditida; Strongyloididae
Exons: 3
Coding region: 1-567 (188 amino acids)
Source: RefSeq, a predicted model, not a curated record
AUGCCAAGUUUCUCAAAUACAGAUUCAUUGUAUUUUUUUGGUGAAGAAUACAGAGUAUAUUUUAAUAUUGUUCAUAUUAUUAAUGCAUUUAAAGCAAUCAUAGGAUCAGAUUUAGCUAAACUAAUAUUUGAAACUGUGAUCCUAGCAAAUGCUUGGGGUUUUUUUGGAGUAAUUUCAUUAAUACAUGUUACAGUAGGAUUAUUUUUUAUAUCAUUAGCAAUUUUAUCUCUUUAUAAAGAAAGAUAUAUUUUAAUAAUUCCACUUGUUAUAUUAAAAUUUGCUGAAUUAUUUAUUUACAUAUCAACUAUAAUUUUAUUAGCUGUAUUACUUUUAAUUGGAAGUAAUGGAAAAAAAUGGUUACGUAAAUUAUUAUUAUGGAAACUUCGCCGUCUUGAAUAUCCUGAUCUCAGUAUUUUGCCUUAUUUUCUAAUAUUAAUGAAUAUAUUUUUUAUUGCUGCUAAUCUUCAUACAUUAUUUAUUUCUAUUAAAGCUAUUCAUUACUAUAAACAAAAAGCCAUGUCAGAGUACUUAUAUAGAAGACGAAAAAUUUUGGCACCAUUUUUAUGA